Molecule: messenger RNA, 720 nt
Organism: Morchella sextelata
Lineage: Eukaryota; Fungi; Ascomycota; Pezizomycetes; Pezizales; Morchellaceae
Exons: 1
Coding region: 1-720 (239 amino acids)
Source: RefSeq, a predicted model, not a curated record
AUGCCCCCCCAAGCCCACUGGUCCAGAGGCACUUCAGCCUUCCCCGCAGAUGCAUACAGCUUCUACGGCAACUCUCUCCACAAACGGGGCGAAUCCAGCGACCUCGAGCCCACCCUUCUCGCCAUCCCCAUCGCCAUCGUCCUCGUCAUCGGCCUCGCAUCACUCCUAAUCAUCGCGCACAAGAACAAAGACAAGUCCAAAGACCAGGCUUCUGACCCCGAGGGCUUAGGAAACGCCCGUGACGAAGUUGCUCUCCAGGAAGGUAAAGCACAUGUAGAGACAGCGGCCGCACCAGUCGCAGGCCAAACACCCGCACGAGAGCCAGAUGAUGCCCCAAAGAUACCAGUAGAACACAAUAGCUAUCGGCCACCACAGCCACAAGCCUCAGAGAUAGAUACCGUACCAGUAACGGGCACGCCCAUGGCUCAGCCGACAAGAGGGCUGGUGUAUAGUCCGCCAUUGCCGGAAGCUGAUGAAGCAGCGGUAGAGGGUGGGAGAGAUGGGCAGCGCCAGCUGCAUCUGCCGGAGGUGGACGGAAUAGCUGUGUACAAUAUCCAGCAGGCGCUGGAGAUGGAUGCUGCACGGCCUCAGCCAACACAGACACCGGUACCGGUGCACCACCCAGCGGUGCCAGAGGCGGACGGGAGGGCUGUGGUUGGGGAGCUGCCGGGAGCGGAGGAGCAGAUGGCGCAUGAGUCGGAUGGUGCCAAGAAGGUAUAG